AUCCUAGAACAGAAAUUUGAAUAUAUAAAGUAUCUGUUCCGUUCGGAAACAGUAUCAUUUACUUACCAAUUGAAGUCUAAGCAGUAGCUCCUGUUUGCUCCGAGCAUUUAAAAAGUCUUACAGAAAUGGCAUUUAAAUUCUUCGCUUUUCUCGCCCUGGUCGCUGCUGCCAGCGCCGCAGUGCUGCCUGUUGCCCUGAAGCACAUCGAAUAUCACGAAGCUCCUGCAGAGUACCAGUUCUCGUACUCUGUGCACGACGAUCACACCGGAGACAUCAAGAGCCAACAGGAGGAACGCCACGGUGAUAAUGUUGUUGGACAGUACACCCUGAUCGAUGCCGAUGGAUACCGCCGAGUAGUUGACUACACCGCCGAUGAACACAACGGAUUCAAUGCCGUCGUUCGACGUGAACCUUUGACCCAUAAGGUCGUUAAGGCCGUCGUCCCAGUUGCCAAGUUCGUUGCUCCGGUUGCCAAGGUCGCUGUUCCAGUGGCCAAGAUUGCGUACCCAACUUACUACCAUCAUUAAAUUGUUCACGCAAAAUCGAUGCCAGUGCUGACUGUUACGUGAAUUUGUUGUAGAAUAAAGUAAUUUAUUGAAUCUUA
This is a messenger RNA of Aedes albopictus (Asian tiger mosquito), 604 nucleotides long. RefSeq names its product larval cuticle protein A2B-like. Gene Ontology annotation, cellular component: extracellular matrix. NCBI's taxonomy places the organism in Eukaryota, Metazoa, Arthropoda, Insecta, Diptera, Culicidae. The coding region runs from base 126 to 527 and encodes 133 amino acids. The record is from RefSeq and is a predicted model, not a curated record. The transcript is spliced from 2 exons.